Messenger RNA from Trichomycterus rosablanca, 1776 nucleotides. RefSeq names its product dehydrogenase/reductase 12-like a (gene dhrs12la). The record is from RefSeq and is a predicted model, not a curated record. Lineage: Eukaryota; Metazoa; Chordata; Actinopteri; Siluriformes; Trichomycteridae. The transcript has 10 exons. The coding region runs from base 64 to 1026 and encodes 320 amino acids.
GCAGCGGACAUCAAGAUAAGAGCUAGUGAAUUAAAGACCAAACCAACGGCGCUGUGUGUGAUAAUGUCUCUGUAUCGCAAUUCCGCAUGGUUCUUUAAAGGACUUCUCGAAUUUACCAGAGGAGCAUUUAAUUCCAUAUCCAGACACUUUGCAGAAAAAGAUGUAGAAGUAUCUGUGGCAGGCCGAUCAUUCAUGAUUACUGGAGCCAGCAGUGGCAUUGGCAAAGCAACAGCCAUAGCCAUUGCAAAAAAAGGUGGUACUAUCCAUAUGCUCUGCAGAAAUAAGGACAAGGCAGAGGAAGCCAGAGCUGAAAUUGUUAAAGAGUCUGGAAACAAAGAAGUGUAUGUGCACAUUCUGGACCUGUCUGAGACGAGAAAGGUGUGGGAGUUUGCAGAGGCAUUCAAAAAAAAAUACAAAAAUCUUAAUGUACUGAUCAAUAAUGCAGGAUGUAUAAUGGCUAAGAGAGAGGUGAAUGCAGAGGGCCUGGAGAAGAGCUUUGCCAGCAAUUCACUUGCUAUGUAUGUCCUCAUAAAAAGCCUCAUUCCUAUGUUGGAAAAGAGCCCUGACCCUAGAGUGAUAACAGUGACAUCAGGGGGGAUGCUGGUACAGAAAUUGCGCACAGGAAACCUGCAGUCCGAGAGAGGUAGAUAUGAUGGCACCAUGGUGUACGCCCAAAACAAGAGGCAGCAGGUGGUCAUGACAGAACAGUUUGCUAAAGCUAACACCAACAUCCACUUCUCAGUAAUGCAUCCUGGUUGGGUGGACACGCCAAUGAUUGCAAAUGCCAUGCCAGACUUUUACCACUCAAUGAAGGAGCGUUUACGAACUCCAGAACAGGGGGCAGACACUGUGGUGUGGCUUGCAGUGUCUGAGGCUGCUGUUACCAAGCCCAGUGGCAGAUUUUUUCAAGAUCGAAAAAUAGUAUCUGCCCAUUUGCCACUGGCCUGGACACACAGUUCCCAGCUGGAAGAUCAGAAGUUUAUGUCUGUCAUGGAAGAGAUAGCGAUGAGUUUCCAACCCCACUAAGCAAGAAUAGGCUUUCUUCACACUGAAGUGCACCUCUACUUAUGUAAUGAUUAACUUGCCCACAAUUUUCGACUUUUUCUGAAACACAUGACUUGCAAAAUAAGAAAUGUAUACAAAUAAGAUCAGAGAAAUGUUGUAAUUAAAUAAAAGUUGUAAUAAUAAUAAAAGUUAUAAUUACUAACACCACCACACUUCCUAGUACAGUGUGGUUCAUUUUAGAAAAGCAAUUUCAUUACACAAACUAAUUAUACACGUUUUUAGUAAAAGAUCAUAGCAAGUGAUUUGUCUGCAAAACAUUAACAUAAGUGUCUAAUAAAAUUAAUCAGAAACAUCUAUAUUUCAUUUCACAUUAACAGUAAGUCUCUGUUGGUUCAUUUGUUGUCUGCAUUGUGUGCCAACCUAUUUUCUAAUUACAAAUUUUAGUUACUGAAAGUGUACUUUCACUUUGCUGUAUAAAUGACCAGGUGGGAACCUGCUCUUAUUACAGUCACUGUUGCAUCAUUCACUCCCUAAAUGUCAUCUUGUUGUUCUCUGGUGACUACUAUCAAAAAAAGUUCAGUCUGGAACAGCAGGACUGAGAAUGGAUGGAUUUUCAUGCUAACCUCUAACACUUUGAGAUAUAUAAGGUAUCAAAGUAUAAAAUAUAGAAAUAAUUUUGUUUGUUAUUAAUUAUGAUACAAAAAACUGUUUGAAUCAGUGCUGUGUAGAUGUGUUACUUAUGCUAAUAAAUGCUCAAGCUGUUUGUAUAAA